Molecule: messenger RNA, 306 nt
Organism: Kwoniella botswanensis
Lineage: Eukaryota; Fungi; Basidiomycota; Tremellomycetes; Tremellales; Cryptococcaceae
Exons: 3
Coding region: 1-306 (101 amino acids)
Biological process (GO): copper ion transport
Cellular component (GO): cytosol
Molecular function (GO): copper chaperone activity; metal ion binding
Source: RefSeq, a predicted model, not a curated record
AUGGCAGCUCCAACAAACAACAUUAUCAAUUCCAUCCCUGGAUCGACACCUACCGCACCGGCGUAUCAAUAUAACGUUAAGAUGACUUGUGGAGGAUGUUCAGGUGCCGUUAAUAGGGUAUUAGGAAAGAAUAUCCAGGCUCCCAAUGCAUACCACAUUUCCCUUCCUACUCAGACCGUCUUGGUCUGGGGUCCAUCUCUCCCUCCCUUCGAUGAAGUCACUGCUAAAAUAGCAAAGACAGGUAAAGCUAUCAAUUCGCAAGAGGUGGUAGAGGACGCUACGAAGUUACCUUCCAUCGAGGCGUAA